AUGCAUGCUUCCACCCCAGCAGGAGACACGGCAGCCAAUCAGUCAGGCACAUCCACAGGCCCACUCCCCUUCAGCAAAGUGCUGGUGGCAAACCGCGGCGAGAUAGCAUGCCGCGUGUUGCAGACAGCCAAGCGGCUGGGCAUCCCCACAGUGGCUGUGUACAGCGAGGCUGACCGGACAUCCCUGCAUGCCAGCCUUGCUGACGAGGCCUUCUGCAUAGGCCCUGCAGCUGCCAGGGACAGCUACCUUCGCAUGGAGCGCAUCUUGGAGGUGGCUCUCAAGACAGGGGCUCAGGCGGUGCACCCCGGCUAUGGGUUCCUUUCAGAGAACACCACCUUUGCAGGCAUGUGCGAGGACAAUGGCAUCUCUUUCGUUGGGCCCCCUGCCUCUGCCAUCGCCUCCAUGGGCAACAAGAGUGAGGCAAAGGCGCUGAUGGCUGGAGCAGGGGUCCCUGUUGUGCCUGGCUACCAUGGUGACGACCAGGAUGAGUCCCUGCUCUUUGAAGAGGGGCACAAGGUGGGCUUCCCCCUGCUUGUCAAGGCGGUCCUGGGAGGCGGCGGCAAGGGCAUGAAGCUUGCAAACUCCGCCAGAGAGCUGCCGGAGGCGCUGAGUUCAGCCAAGCGCGAGGCGGCGGCAUCGUUCGGCGACGAGCGCGUGCUGCUGGAGCGCUACAUAACGCGGCCGCGUCACAUCGAGGUCCAGAUCUUCGCGGACACCCUCGGUAACGCGGUCUACCUCUUCGAGCGCGACUGCAGCAUGCAGCGCCGGCAUCAGAAGGCAGGCACCUCUCUAGUGAUAGAGGAGGCGCCGGCGCCGGGGAUCAGCGAGGACUUCCGGCGCAGCAUCGGUGAAGCUGCCGUGGCGGCCGCGCGCGCCGUCGGCUAUGUCAACGCGGGCACGGUGGAGUUCAUCGUGGACACUGACACCGGCGACUAUUACUUCAUGGAGAUGAACACCCGCCUUCAGGUGGAGCAUCCGGUGACAGAGGCCAUCACAGGGCAGGACCUGGUGGAGUGGCAGCUACGCGUGGCUGCCGGCCAGCCCCUGCCGCUGCUGCAGGACCAGCUCAAAAUCCUGGGGCAUGCGUUUGAGGCGCGGGUGUACGCGGAGAGCCCCGAGCGCGGCUUCAUGCCCGGCACCGGCACACUGCAGCGCUGGCGCAUCCCUCACGGCGCCGUAUCCUUCAGCCACAUCGGGGACGUGCGUGUGGACAGCGGGGUCCGCAAGGGGGACCAGGUUGGGGUGCACUAUGACCCCAUGAUUGCCAAGCUCAUUACCAAGGGUCCGGAUCGGCAGACUGCGCUCGACAACCUCCACACCGCCCUCUCAGAGCUGCAGGUGAGCGGGCUGCCGACGAAUGUCACCUUCCUGAAGCGUUUGGCAAGUCACCCGGCGUUUGCAGCGGUGGAGCUGGACACCUCCUUCAUAGCCAAGCAUCUAAACUCCCUCACAGCCGCAGCGCAGCCCCCGGCCAAGGUUGUGGCGCUGGCCGCUCUUGCUCGCCACAUGCUCCAAGUCCAGGUCAGCCCUGGCUUGUUCCCCCUCCUUCAUGCCAGCAAUCAUGUGCUUAACAUUUUCUUCAACGGUAAUGGUCAACACUCGCUCCAUGUGCCAGGGAAAGCAUGCAUAUGCACACCACUUACGAAAUGGUAA
Molecule: messenger RNA, 1653 nt
Organism: Coccomyxa subellipsoidea C-169
Lineage: Eukaryota; Viridiplantae; Chlorophyta; Trebouxiophyceae; Coccomyxaceae
Product: biotin carboxylase
Exons: 11
Coding region: 1-1653 (550 amino acids)
Cellular component (GO): mitochondrion
Molecular function (GO): metal ion binding; ATP binding; methylcrotonoyl-CoA carboxylase activity
Source: RefSeq, a predicted model, not a curated record